Molecule: messenger RNA, 1804 nt
Organism: Erigeron canadensis
Lineage: Eukaryota; Viridiplantae; Streptophyta; Magnoliopsida; Asterales; Asteraceae
Product: tubby-like F-box protein 8
Exons: 6
Coding region: 195-1517 (440 amino acids)
Molecular function (GO): protein binding
Source: RefSeq, a predicted model, not a curated record
AUUUUCAAAUAAAAAAAUUGAAAGAUUAAUUAUUAGAACCACCUCAUCUUCAAGUGCUUCAAGAUUUUAUUUUUCUCAACUCUUCUUUUAAGUUAAGAUCUUGGUUGCAGUUCUUACAGUGCAAGAUAUGAUGGAAUUUUAGAUUGCACCACCAGUUGUGUUGAGUGAGAAGGACUUGUUUGUGUAUGUAAUUAAUGUCUUUCCGUAGCAUAGUUCGUGAUGUGAGGGAUGGAUUUGGUAGUUUAUCGAGACGGGGUUUUGAAGUUAGGCUCUCAGGUCAUCACAGUAGAGGAAAGUCACAGGGUUCGGUUAAUGAUUUGAGUGAUAAUAAUUUGGCGGCGCUUGUGAUUCAGAACAGUCGGUGGGCUAAUCUUCCACCUGAGCUUCUUUUUGAUGUAAUUAAACGAUUGGAAGAAAGUGAAAGCACAUGGCCGGCUAGAAAACAUGUUGUUGCUUGUGCUGCUGUUUGUAGAUCUUGGAGAAGUAUGUGUCAGGAAAUUGUUAGAAACCCUGAAUCAUGUGGAAAACUUACUUUUCCGGUUUCCCUGAAACAGCCGGGAUCUCGUGAUGGAACAAUUCAAUGUUUUAUAAAGAGGGAUAAAUCCAACUUGACAUACCAUCUUUUCCUUUGUCUUAGUCCAGCAGCUUUGCUUGUUGAAAACGGGAAGUUCUUGCUCUCAGCAAAACGAACACGCAGAACUACAUGCACUGAGUAUGUCAUAUCCAUGGAUCCUGAUAACAUUUCGAGAUCAAGCAGCACUUACAUUGGAAAGCUAAGAUCAAAUUUUCUUGGAACAAAAUUUAUAAUAUACGACACGCAACCCCCACAUUUCAACCCUCAUACGCCACCACCAGGUCGAUCAAGCAAGAGAUUUCACUCCAAAAAAGUUUCACCAAAGAUGCCAAGUGGCAGCUACAACAUUGCUCACAUCACCUAUGAGCUUAACGUGCUUGGGACACGGGGCCCACGUAGGAUGCACUGCAUCAUGCAGUCAAUCCCUGCCUCAUCACUUGAGCCAGGCGGUUCAGUCCCUGGUCAACCUGAGCUGCUCCUUCCUUCCCACUCUCUAGAAGACUCUUUCCGCAGCAUUUCUUUCUCUCGGUCACUCGACCGGUCAACAGAAUUCAGCAGCUCUAGAUUUUCCGAGAUCAUGGGAGCUGCAACAUCAAGUGAUGUGCCAGAGAGUGAAAAGUCAAAAAUGCCCCUGGUCUUGAAAAACAAAGCACCUAGAUGGCAUGAACAAUUGCAAUGCUGGUGCUUAAAUUUUAAGGGACGUGUGACAAUCGCUUCUGUCAAGAACUUUCAGCUGAUCGCCGCCCAACAGCUACCACCAGCACUCCAGCCACCAGUAGCAGGAGCCUCUCAGUCAGCUCAACCAGAACAUGACAAAGUCAUCUUACAGUUUGGUAAAGUCGGUAAAGACAUGUUUACUAUGGAUUACCGGUAUCCUCUGUCUGCAUUUCAAGCAUUCGCAAUCUGUUUAAGCAGUUUCGACACCAAACUAGCCUGUGAAUAAAACAAAUAGAAGAAACAUUAAGAGAAAAAAAAUUAACAUUUUGUUUAUGUACCCGUCUUCGUGGGCCAAAUAGGAAGAUUGUUGAUGUUGAAAUGAUGAUGGUUGUCCAUACAUGGCUAUGUGAAUUAUGAAGUUUAUCCGCUGUUUCAGUUUGUUAUGCAAAGCUUGAAGCUAGAUCGACCUUAUGUAAGUUUCAUUUAAUGGGUUACAUUUGUCGGUUGUGAUGCAGUUAGCAUCUGGUUCAAGUGAUUUCUGAAAGGUUUUAACUUAGAUUAAUGUUCUUGACU